Molecule: messenger RNA, 549 nt
Organism: Thelazia callipaeda (thelaziosis nematode)
Lineage: Eukaryota; Metazoa; Nematoda; Chromadorea; Rhabditida; Thelaziidae
Source: the annotation of a GenBank genome assembly
AUGCGAAAGGACGUUAUAGUCAUGUUGCCUAAAGAACGUGUUUCACGAGUACUGGAGAUUUUAUGUUCGACUUCUCACCACGGUUUUCCUGUUGUUGACAACCUUACUUUGUCUGUAAACGACGAUGAAAUACCUGAUUAUGGUCACUUGAAAGGACUGAUUCUUAAAUCACAAUUGAUUACUUUAAUUCAAAAGCGGGUUUUUUAUGAAGACUGUAACUGUUGUACAGAAGUCGCUGGUUGUGAACCUGUUCAACUUUCUGAUUUUGCUGAGGAAUAUCCAAGAUCAUUGUCAGAAGAAGAUUACAAUUGUUGGUUGAAUUUAAUUCCUUAUAUGCAUCCAAGCCCUCAUCGAGUGUCGAUGAAUACUUCGCUUCCUUCAAUAUUUCAUCUUUUUCGUGGAUUAGGGCUACGUCAUGUAGUUGUUGUUAAUGAUGAAAAUAAGUUGCGCGGAAUUAUCACUAGAAAAGAUCUUGCUCGUUUCAAAGAACGUCGAACAUUCGGAAGUUAUAUUGUGCGAGAACUUUUCGUUUCAGACUUCCACAGUUGA